UCACACAAAAACAAGGGCGAUCACGGAAGGCAGCAAGCCCCACACGUCGCGAUCGCGGCGAUCACCGCCGCCUCCUCCCCCACACAACCACCGGAAUCGUCGACGGCCUCCCGCCCAUCCCGACCUCUCGCCAGCGAUAAGCAAAUCUCGCCUCCCCGUCCUCUCGUCCACAAAACCCUCUUUCUUUUACGACCCCCAAGUAACCCCUCCCUCUCGUUCCCCCCCCCCCCGCCUCCGCUCCAGCACAGCGUUCGUCAGCUUCCCGGUGCUCCCCAAAUGGCGUCCGCGGCCGCGCCGACCACCUCCUCGGUCUCCCUCGCCGCCAGGCGCGCCGCCUCUUCGGUGGCCGCCGCGGCCGCUCCGCUUCGCCGCGGGGGGCUCGCCACCGGGUGCCUGCAGCCGGCGCGGUCGCUGGCGUUCGCGGCCGCCGCCGACCCGCGGCUGGCGACCCACGUCGCGUCGCGGUGCCGCUCGGCGUCGUCCGCGCGCGGGACCCGCGCCGUCGCCACCAUGGCGAAGAAGAGCGUCGGGGACCUCACCGCCGCCGACCUCGAGGGGAAGCGCGUCUUCGUGCGCGCCGACCUCAACGUCCCCCUCGACGAGAACCAGAACAUCACCGACGACACCCGUGUCCGCGCCGCUAUCCCCACCAUCCAGUACCUCAUCAAGAACGGUGCCAAGGUCAUCCUCUCCAGCCACUUGGGUCGUCCUAAGGGUGUUACUCCCAAGUUUAGCUUGGCUCCCCUUGUACCACGACUGUCUGAGCUUCUCGGCAUAGAGGUGACUAAGGCAGAAGAUGUUAUUGGCCCAGAAGUUGAGAAAUUGGUCUCUGGAUUGCCAAAUGGUAGUGUUUUGCUCCUUGAAAAUGUAAGAUUUUACAAGGAAGAGGAGAAGAAUGACCCAGAAUUUGCCAAGAAGCUUGCCUCCUUAGCAGAUCUCUAUGUCAAUGAUGCGUUCGGAACAGCCCACAGAGCUCAUGCAUCGACUGAGGGAGUUACCAAGUUUUUGAAGCCAUCUGUUGCAGGGUUCCUUUUGCAGAAGGAGCUUGACUACCUUGUUGGAGCUGUUUCAAACCCUCAGCGCCCAUUUGCUGCCAUCGUGGGUGGUUCAAAGGUGUCAUCCAAGAUAGGGGUUAUCGAAUCCCUGUUGGAGAAAUGUGAUAUCCUUCUUCUAGGUGGUGGUAUGAUCUUCACAUUUUACAAGGCACAAGGACUCUCUGUUGGUUCUUCCUUGGUUGAGGAAGACAAACUUGAGCUUGCAACAUCUCUCCUUGCAAAGGCAAAAGAAAAGGGUGUCGCUCUACUGUUGCCAUCUGAUGUUGUGAUUGCUGAUAAAUUUGCCCCUGAUGCUAACAGCAAGGUUGUACCAGCAUCUGCUAUUCCUGAUGGUUGGAUGGGUCUGGAUAUUGGUCCAGAUUCAGUUGCGUCAUUCAGUUCUACCCUGGAAACAACGAAGACAGUCAUUUGGAAUGGACCUAUGGGUGUCUUCGAAUUCGACAAGUUUGCAGUAGGAACCGAGGCUAUUGCAAAGAAGUUGGCUGACCUUAGUGGCAAGGGUGUUACAACUAUUAUUGGAGGAGGUGAUUCUGUUGCGGCUGUUGAGAAGGUGGGAGUCGCAGAUGUUAUGAGCCACAUUUCAACAGGAGGUGGUGCUAGCUUGGAGCUGUUGGAAGGAAAGGAACUUCCUGGAGUUAUUGCACUGGAUGAAGCUGUCACUGUGGCCGUAUGAGGCUAAGUUUCAUUUUGUUGCAUCUUCUUCAUGUACCAUUCUAAACUUGCUAUAUAUUCUACUCUUUUCUUGCACCCUCUUCAACCACUCGAAAUGUAAGAGACCAAUGUUUUAUAGAGAUGCUGGAAAUUGUUUGAAUAACUUCCCAGCAUUUUGUGUUUGUUUGUUAUACCUUACCCAGUUUACACAA
This is a messenger RNA of Oryza brachyantha (malo sina), 1918 nucleotides long. RefSeq names its product phosphoglycerate kinase, chloroplastic. The record is from RefSeq and is a predicted model, not a curated record. Gene Ontology annotation, molecular function: ATP binding; ADP binding; phosphoglycerate kinase activity. The transcript is spliced from 6 exons. Lineage: Eukaryota; Viridiplantae; Streptophyta; Magnoliopsida; Poales; Poaceae. Gene Ontology annotation, cellular component: cytosol. Gene Ontology annotation, biological process: glycolytic process; gluconeogenesis. Bases 277 to 1728 code for a protein of 483 amino acids.